This is a messenger RNA of Phytophthora sojae, 897 nucleotides long. RefSeq lists its product as hypothetical. The coding region runs from base 1 to 897 and encodes 298 amino acids. The record is from RefSeq and is a predicted model, not a curated record. The transcript has 3 exons. Gene Ontology annotation, molecular function: protein serine/threonine kinase activity; ATP binding. Gene Ontology annotation, cellular component: nucleus; cytoplasm. Gene Ontology annotation, biological process: intracellular signal transduction; protein phosphorylation. Lineage: Eukaryota; Oomycota; Peronosporomycetes; Peronosporales; Peronosporaceae.
AUGAAUCGGUACAAGGUCACCAAGCAGCUGGGCGACGGCACCUACGGGUCCGUGCUCAAGGCCGUGAACCGCCAGUCCGGAGAGGUGGUGGCCAUCAAGCGCAUGAAGAAGAAGUUUUACUCGUGGGAGGAGUGCAUGCAGCUGCGCGAAGUCAAUUCGCUCAAGAAGCUCAACCACCCCAACAUCAUCAAGCUAAAGGAGGUGAUCCGCGAGAACGACGAGCUGUACUUCGUCUUCGAGUACAUGGAGUGCAACCUGUACGACACCAUGAAGAAGCGCGACCGGCACUUCCCCGAGUCCAAGAUCCGCAACCUCAUGUACCAGAUGCUGCAGGGCCUGGCCUUCAUGCACAAGCACAGCUUCUUCCAUCGAGACAUCAAGCCCGAGAACAUGCUGGUCAAGGGCGACACCGUCAAGGUGGCCGACUUCGGGCUGGCGAGGGAGAUCCGGUCACGUCCACCCUUCACGGACUACGUGUCUACCCGCUGGUACCGAGCCCCGGAGGUGUUGCUGCGAUCCACGACGUACAAUUCCCCCAUCGACGCCUGGGCCAUGGGCUGCAUCAUGGCCGAGCUGUUCACACUGCGACCACUGUUCCCAGGCAGUAGUGAAGGCGACCAGCUCUAUAAAAUCUGCUCCGUUCUGGGCAACCCGACGCACAGCACGUGGCCCGAAGGCAUGAAGCUCGCGGCGCAGAUGAACUACCGCUUCCCGCAGUUCGUGCCCACGUCGUUAGCGCAGCUGAUCCCGCACGCGAGUCCCGAGGCGCUUCAACUCAUGACCGACUUGCUCAAAUUCGACCCGAACCAGCGACCGACGUCUAGUCAGGCGCUGCAGUACCCGUUUUUCCAGGUGAACGUGAACUCAGCAGCAUCAUCAGCAGCAGCAACAGUAUGA